Messenger RNA from Symbiodinium sp. CCMP2456, 1191 nucleotides. NCBI's taxonomy places the organism in Eukaryota, Dinophyceae, Suessiales, Symbiodiniaceae. The record is from the annotation of a GenBank genome assembly.
AUGGCAGUCACACUCCACAUGCGGAUGUUCAUGCCUACCAUCCUCCGGCUACAUGUGGUUCGCUACUUCGCGAACCUCUACAUCAAAAAGCCCGAUGAGGGGCUCCGCGCCGUGAACAAAGAGCUGCAAGCUCAGGCAUUGCAGCUUGCAGGGAUGGAAGAAGCGCCGCUGCCUUGCUGUAGAAACGUUAUCGUGGGCGUGAGGGAUCUGCUGGAGCGCUCCAUCGAGGAGACCUCAGACAGCUGCUUUUCUCCGGUCACCGCCCUUCUGUCUGGUGAGUGGAUCAACGAAUCCUCAUAUUGGCAACACGACUGGGAGUGCCAGCCGGACCUGGAGUGGCAGAGUGAGUGGGACUGGCAGCGCGUCUGGGAGCGCCUCUUCUUGAGCUCCGGUUUCAGGAAUCACGGCUUCGAGGCUUCGCUCUGGCGCCUGGCGGCUGAGGAUCCUGUGGGAGUGGCGCUUUCCACUCGUGGUCACAGCCACGCUUAUCGUCGUUGCAUCCGCUGGAAUGGCACCACUCUCGAUGCACUCACCGCAGGGAACACCUAUGACUAUGUGCAUAUUUUUGCCAAGACGCAGCUUGUUCCGUCUUCCCAGGCACCAGUGGCCGCCCCUGCCGCCACGGUUUCUGCAGGCGCAGCCGCAGCCCCCGUGUUUGGUGUUGCUGGUGGCUCGGCGGCUGUGGGCGCGACCGCCACUGCUGUAAGCUCCUGGAUGUUGGCGCUGAUCCAGGUGACGGGCAGCUCAGCUUCUGUCGCCGUUCCCGGUCUGACAUUCUAUUAUGCUUGGAAGAAUCGCCACUAUGUCGAAGCUGCGAUUUUUGGUGCUUUGUCCCUGGCGCUUUGCCCCUAUGCAUGGCGGGUCUACUGUGCAGCCUCCAGCCUCGCCAAGCAGAUGGCACCAAAGCCGCCGAAACCGCUUUCUUCGAAAGCUCCGCAGAAGAUCCGAGGCGGGAAGACGAAGCUCCCCAGAGGAGACUUCAAGCUGAAGCUGACGGACUCCGACCCUCAGGCACAUCCCAUCGAGUUGGCGUCUCCCCUUGAAGCAGGUGCCGUCGGACAUGGCAGCGCUGCUACCUCCGACGAGAAGGGCGAGACUGAGCUCACCGGCGCUGACGCUGUCCGGGGAGGAGGCACAUCGCCAACGCGUGCACCGCGCUGCACAGGUGUAUUGGAGGAACGUCCAACAUAG